AUGUCGCCGACCGUAGCAUCGGGUGACAAUGGUUUACCUACUGGAAUGGUCCAGGAGAUGACCGCCGAAUUGCCAGGAUGUGCAACACGUUGUCUCACGAACGAGCUGCCGAAUUAUACGUGUCAGCCAGCCGAACCAAGUUGCAUCUGCACGAACCAGAAGCUCAAUGCGGCCAUUGAGCUUUGUGUAUCAAGCAACUGCACCGUGAUCGAGUCUCUAAAAGCUCGGAAAUAUCACAGCCUGACAUGCGGUGAACCAGCGAGACGUAAUCAUACCCAGGCCCCCAUUCUCUGGUCGCUUUUUACAGCCACUCUCAUGGCUGUAGUCGCCAGGUUCGCAGCAAAGCUGUUUGCUUUGAAUCCGGUUUUCAAUAUUUCCUGGGAUGAUUGGUGUAUUUUCGCAUCUCUGCUGUAG
Molecule: messenger RNA, 414 nt
Organism: Colletotrichum truncatum
Lineage: Eukaryota; Fungi; Ascomycota; Sordariomycetes; Glomerellales; Glomerellaceae
Source: RefSeq, a predicted model, not a curated record